Molecule: messenger RNA, 237 nt
Organism: Penicillium verrucosum
Lineage: Eukaryota; Fungi; Ascomycota; Eurotiomycetes; Eurotiales; Aspergillaceae
Exons: 1
Coding region: 1-237 (78 amino acids)
Source: RefSeq, a predicted model, not a curated record
AUGGCUGUAGAGCCCUUCCGACCCAUACUUGAGGUCUUGAAGCAAAUUAAAGAAGAAGAUACUGAACUUGCAUUUCGUGCUGCACAUCUGGUGGGGUAUAUUCGAUGUCUGUGGGAGUCUUGUGUUUCCAAACAUACAGACAUCCAGCAGCUCGAAGAGGAAAAUAAGACGCUGCGAACUAGGAAUAUUCAGCUAUACAACGAGGGGAACCGUUUGAAGCACUGCCAAGAUGAGUAA